UGCGCCGUCCGCGGCUCGCUUCCGCCCAUCCGCCAGUGCACCUACGCGCUCGUGCAGGUUCGGUUUCACGGCUGCCCGUGAAGCAAGUGCGAUCGACGACGACGGCGACGGCGACGACGGCGACGCGAGUUGAGAACGCGUGAUCCUCGCGGAAGAAACGCGCGCGAGGCGUCGUGGGAGGACGAGGCGAGGCAGGGACGAGGCGAGACACAUCGCGACGCGGCGCCCAGGCGAUCGCGGUCACCGUCACCGUGACGAUGGGUGGCUACGCGAGCAGGAUCGCGUCGAUGUCGAACCUGGCGGUGCACAACGUGUACCGCGGCUGCAAGCGCAAGUACAUCGAGGAGUACGACUGCGAGUCGGAGUCCGAUUACAUCGAGCGGACACUGCACACGCCAAAAAAGAGAAAAUUGCUGACGACGGCGCAGUACAUAUACAAGACCCUGUUCCAAGAGGAGAAAGGCAGUGACAUAACUGUCCUCAUACUCGGACGCGCAUGGAGAUUGCAUAAAGUUUAUAUUAGUCAGAGUCCAUAUUUUGCUAGCAUGUUUUCCGGUUCGUGGAGAGAAGCUAACGAAAAAGUCAUCAGUGUCGAAAUCACAGAUCCUAAUAUUACGAUAAAUUCGCUGUCAGUGGUGUUGGGUUCGUUGUACCAGGACGAGGUCAGUUUGGAGCCGAAGGAGGUGGUUUCUAUUCUGGCAACGUCCACGCUGUUUCAAUUGCAAGGCUUAAUAGACGAGUGUGUGGACAUAAUGAUAGAGACCACAAAUAGCGAGACUGUUGUGCGGUAUUAUAACGCAGCUGCGUCGUACGGUGUGUCUACUGUGAAAGCAGCUGCGAAACGGUGGCUGGAAGUCAAUCUAUUGGGUUACGGUUGGCGACAUCCGGCCUUUCUGAAGGAAAUUUCCCCAGGCUUGAUGACAGAAUUGGUCGCCAGUCCGGAUUUGGUCGUUUUGCAGACAGAAUUCUGCAUAUACAUGAUGUUGCGCUUAUGGUUAUUCGCGCACACACACAAUUACGAGGAGACGCCAAAAAUUGACGAGUACUUCAAAAAUCACAAGUGGACUGAACCGUUUUUGACGACCAAGGAGGGCAGGGAGUACGCAGCGCCUUUUAAAGCGCUGAAGAUGAAGUAUCUGCUGUUGCACGAACAAGACGACAAGAUUUUGUACAAUGACAAUUUAAUACCACCGGACUGGUUGCACAGUGCUUACAGAGAGCAGUGGCUUCACUUGUUAAGAGUGGAUGGAAAUAAAGACAGAGGUCCGGCGCAAAUGACGGAGGAGGAGUUUUCCAAGGAGUGCUUUCGGUGCGGUAGAUGCGUCGAGAAACCAGGCGAGCACAUUUGGCGAUGGAAGGCAUUCCACUAUGGACUAGAUUUACUAAUGACCUUAGACACAACUAGCCUGCGGAUUGAGAGAAAUCACAGAAUGGACUGCGAGCAUAUCAAGGCGAAUCACAAGGAGCACAAAAUACUAAUAAAAGUCUGCCUAUUUUCACUGAAUGAACAACGCCAGGUGAAACAUGUCCAGGACUCGCGUAUGCUGAGAUUACGUUUGAGGAGAAACACAGAGCAUCCUUUUCAGCACGAGAUAAUGACUCUGGACAAACAGUUAUGUUAUCCUCUGUACAUAUCGGUCAACAUGCAACUAGUCACUCCACUCACAUUGGGAGAAGAGGACACGUCGACCGACAUACUUUCGGAUACUUAGCAUUUCGAGAAUGUAAUGCUCUAUGAAUAUGUAAAGAUAAAGGACAUGGGAUCCAACUGACGCUUUGUAACAUAUUCUAUUUAAUUACGAAUGUUAGACCAAGUUCGUAGGCACACGUUACUAUUUGGCACAACACUUAAAUAGAAAGAGACAUAGAUCUCCAAUAGAAACUUUUUUUUUUUCUUCGUGGAGAUACACAAAAUCUAUUCCUACCGUAUUCAUUUAUAAGUUCUUUAGUCAAUUUGGCGUCGACUUUUCCUCAAUGAAAACAUUUCAUAACUUUUAUUAAAUUAACAGCAAAUAACAAACGAAUUAACAUCAUCUAAAUAAAUAAUAAAGUCAUGCUCUUGCAAUAAUUUUAAACAGAUUUUAAUAAAAUUUUUAUACGUUAUCAAGAUAUAUAUAUUAGAAAAUUGAGGAAAGUCAUAAAUGUGCAAUUUAAUAUUUAUAAUAAGAAAAACGAGCUAUGUUCAAAUUGGCUAAAGAAGUUGCCAUUAAAAAGUAAUACGGCAGGAUUGAAACUUUCGAUACACACUUGUAUAUCAAUGUACAUUAAUGCAGUUGAUGCGGUUGAUGCAUUUAAUGUGGUUCACAUUAAUUAUAGUGGUCAUUCCAAGCUUUAGUCACUAGGUAGAUUUUAAUCUUUCUUCGUAUACUGAGAGAGACAUCGUGGUGUGUAAUAACGCUAUUAAAUAAUAUUUUAAUGUGAUCGUUCCUAGACACGUUUUGACUGAUUAAUCUUGCAUCGCAGAUAAAUCGAAUACAAUGCAUAAUCAAAAUUCCGCUCGUAUCUCUUCAGUAUCUUGAUUCGUCUCUGUAAUUGGUUUGUAACUUCGCAAAUGCCAAAUUAUUCUAUUAGAAUAUUAUAUUAGAUGAGGGCCGACUGUUUUUUUCGAUGUCCAUUGACUUUAACUAAUCGUACGAUCUCUGUCUUUUCCCGUAGUCGAGCAAGAAGCGAAGAAUCUGUAAUUAAAGUUAAUUGAUAUCGAAAAGCGGAGCGUUUAUCGAGAUCGAAAUUUAUUAGCAAGUUACCUGUUUACACACGCUUUUAGUUCGAAAUAGUUUACACUUCAUUUGCAAGACUGUUCGCAUCUCGUGUGUCAUUAUUGCAGUAUUAAAUUUUUAUUUACAUUACUGAAAGUUUCAUAAAAAAGAACUGAAGGACUUGAAAAUACGUCACAUUUUUUUUCUUACGUUGUAUUCACUAUUCGUAAGAACGUAAUUGAGAGAGAAAACGUGGAUAUUUUAUUUAAACGUGUUAUUUGGGGAAAUGGUCGAACGCUCUUCCGUCUUCCUGUCAGCAAAGAGUUUUCUUCGAUUCUGGUGCCUUUUUAAUAUUUACUAAAAAGGACGAAACUAAUGCGUAAAAGCGACUAACUUUCAUAAUACGCAUAAGAUAAUAAAUUUUGUAGCAUUUUCUUUUGUAAAAGUUUUCUUACUACGACAGCUGUUUCGAUGAAAUUAUAAUAAAAAUGUAAACACGUAA
Vollenhovia emeryi is the source of this 3198-nucleotide messenger RNA. RefSeq names its product protein germ cell-less (gene gcl). Lineage: Eukaryota; Metazoa; Arthropoda; Insecta; Hymenoptera; Formicidae. The record is from RefSeq and is a predicted model, not a curated record. Gene Ontology annotation, molecular function: protein binding. The coding region runs from base 258 to 1712 and encodes 484 amino acids. Gene Ontology annotation, biological process: germ cell development. The transcript has 8 exons.